AUGGAGCACCUGGCUAAAAAUCAUACCGCACCUGAAAAAGAGAGUCAUCAUGUCAAUUGGGGAUGGCUAAAACACCGACAUAUGGAGCGACCCCUGGAUAGCAGAACUUCAAAAGCUCUCUCCAUCUCUGACCUUAUCGAGCAAUCUUUCAAGCCCGAAGAAGCCCAAAUGACUCUGGACAUUCCUCUCAAACCAGGUCAGCAAGAUACCAUGAUUUGGACUCCUCAGAAGCAAGGCAAAAUUCUCGGUCAAGUCGGCCUACGGCAAUCACAAUCUGAUAAUGUCGAAAGUAUGGAAAACCACCUGGGCACUCAAGAUAAAGAAGAAGAUACAAGUCUUCCUCUAGAAAUGUUGGUUUCGUUACUUAGGAACUCAAGAUCAAUUAAUCAAAAGAGGCUUAAGUGUCGACCCAAUCUGCAGCGACUACAUUGGGAAGGUAUGCAACAAUCUAAUUCUUCUUUUCGAAAUUGGUGGUCUGAUAUUUGCACAAUGAGGAAAGGUCAGACCUUUGCUGAUCAAAUCUCAAAAUAUUUGGAUAUCAACAACACAUGGAAAUCUGAAAUAGAUAUUGCUCAGGGUGCCUGGAAGGAAUGGACAGAAUUUGAAGAAGUUAAUCACCUGCGGGUUUAA
Molecule: messenger RNA, 630 nt
Organism: Striga asiatica
Lineage: Eukaryota; Viridiplantae; Streptophyta; Magnoliopsida; Lamiales; Orobanchaceae
Source: the annotation of a GenBank genome assembly